This is a messenger RNA of Fonticula alba, 2065 nucleotides long. RefSeq lists its product as hypothetical. The coding region runs from base 1 to 1935 and encodes 644 amino acids. The record is from RefSeq and is a predicted model, not a curated record. Gene Ontology annotation, biological process: dolichol-linked oligosaccharide biosynthetic process; glycolipid translocation. The transcript has 7 exons. NCBI's taxonomy places the organism in Eukaryota, Rotosphaerida, Fonticulaceae. Gene Ontology annotation, cellular component: endoplasmic reticulum membrane.
AUGGACGCACCCGCCGCUGAGGCGGCCCUCGGUGGACUCGGCCGGGUGGUGGCCCUCGGUGUGGUGCCACGUCUGCUGAGCUUCGCUCUCAACCAGCUGGUCCUCUCGCGGCGCAGCUCGCCGGACCUCUUCGGCCAGGUGGUGAAGCUCGACUUGCUGGUGGCCACCUCGCUGUUUCUCAUGCGCGAGUGCUUCCGCGUGAGCUUGACGCGGCGCUUUGCGUCAGGCCGCGAUGCCGGCACCGCCCCGGUGGCCGAGCUUCCGGCCGUGGUCCGAACCGCGGCCCUGUCCCUUCCGAUCACCGGGGCGGUGUUCUUCCUUUUUGCGGCCAUCUAUGCGCCGUUCGGCUCGAGUGCCUGUCCAAGUGGCGCGGUCAGCUGGCUGCUACUGGGGAUGUACCUCCUGGCGGCGCUGGUCGAGGCGGCCUGCGUGCUGCAAUAUGCCCUGGCGCUCUUCCUGGCGGCCCAAAUGCCGGCCGACGCACCGGGGCCCCCUCCGGUGGAAGUGGCCGCCACAGCCGAGGCCGGGGCGUCGCUCGGCCGGGCGGUGUGCCUGCUCCUGACGCUGGUGGCCGCUGGCGGCCGGCUUGCCAACGGCCCGGACACCUCCGCUGACCGGCUGCUGCCGUUCGCCGUGGCGCAGCUGGCCUCCGCCGGGCUCCUCUGGUGGGCCUGGGCUCGGGCCAAUGAUCGGGCCCUGGCCGCCGUCGCUAGCCAGCCGGGCUGUGGUCUCCCGGGGGGCAGGUCGAGCGCCCUGCUGUGGGGGCUUCUGACCGGCCGUGCGGGCCCCCCCGGCCGGCUAGGACCCCGGCUGGAUGCCGACCUGCUGGGCGACUCGCUGGCCUUUGGCCAAAGUGCCGCCAUCAAGUACCUUCUGUCGGAGGGCGAUCGCCUGGUGGCCGGGUGGCUGGUCCCGGCGUCGGCUCUCGGCACCUUCGGCAUGGUUUAUGCGUAUGGCGGCCUCAUCUUGCGCUUUGUGUAUGCCCCCCUGGAGGAGGGCGCGCGACAGGUGUUUGGCCAGGCGGCCCAGGCCGGGGCCCGGUCGCCGGCCGACCGGUGGCGCCUGUCGAUGGACCUCUUCCACUCGACGCUCAGGCUCUCGCUGCUGAUCGGAUCCUGCGUCGCGGUGUUCGGCUGGAUGUGCUCCCGGUCGUUGACCCUCUUGGUUUUCAAUCGGGCGUGGUCCAGCGGCGCCGGGGGGCCUGGCGGCCGGUGGACCCCGGCCAUCGGGCCCCUGUGCGGCCUGGGCUCGGCCGGGCUGCCAGGGCUCCUGGCACAGAGCCCGGCCGGCUGGUUCGGUCUCGGCAAUGGCCCCGGGAGCGCCUUUGCCCCCUCGGCCCUGGGCAUUUCGCUGGGCGUCUAUGCCCUGUCGAUCCUGGUGAUGGGUGUCAAUGGGAUUGUCGAGGCCUUUGUGACAUCGACCGCGCCGCGGCCCGUCCUCCGGUCUCACCUGAAGGCCAGCACGUUCGUGUCGCUGCUUUACAUGGGCACCGCGGCGGCCGGGCUGGUCCUGGUGCCGGGCGCGCGCGCGCCCUGGCUGCGGGCCUGGCUGGCCCGCGUGCCGCCGGAUGCCGUGUAUGUGGUUCUACUGGUCGCCGCCAAUGGGGUGGCCAUGGCCCUGCGCGUGGCGGCCGGCUGGUGGUGCAUUGCCCGAUGCCGGCCGCCGGGGGCCGGGCACGGGCCCACCUGGCGCGCCUGUGUCCCCCGGUGGAGCACCCUCGUCGGGCUGGCUGCGGCCGGGUGGCUGCUGGCGCGCGCCGAGCAGGCAGCCUAUGGACCUUACCUGGCUGGGGCUUUCACCGUGCGGCCGGCUCUUCUGCACCUGGGCGCGGCUGGGGCCAUUGGCUUGAGCCUGCUGGCCGUCAUUGCCGGCGGCGAGCCGGAGUUCCGCCAGUUUUUGUCCCGUCUGGCACGGCGCCGGCCGACCGCGGGCUAGCCGCCUCUCCGGAUGACGGAGCCCAAAGCCGUGUGUGCAUCGAGUCUGCGAUUGGCUGCUUCUGCCCCUCUCUGUAUGUGUGUAGAAUGAAGCAAGACACAUUGACUGGCGGUCUGUGUCGCGGGAGAGA